AAAGAAAUUCCCCGCCACUUUUUCCUUUCCGCCUUCUGCAUAUGCCUGGACAAUCUCUCUCUCUCUCUCUCUCUCUCUCUCUCUCUCUCUCUCUCUCUCUCUCUCUCUGAGCACUCAAGCUGUUCCACCCACCAUGGCAAAACUAAAGCUCCUUCAUUGUCGCCUGAUGCUUCUUCUGUCCUUCUUCUUCAUCCACACGCUAGCGAAGUCCACCAUAGAGCCGUGCAGCGUUUCGGACUCCUGCACGGCCAUGGUGGGCUACACCCUCCCCACCGACCUUAAGGUAUCGGAGGUGGCUACCCUCUUCCAGGUCGAUCCCAUUUCCCUCCUCUCCGCCAACGCCUACGAUCCUUCCUCCUCCCCACCAAGUCGUAUCCUUCCCGCCGGCCUGUUCCUCAAGGUCCCCCUUCUCUGCUCCUGCGUCGAUGGCAUCCGCAGCGUCGCCUCCGUCGUCUACCACGCCCGCGCUUCCGACACCCUCGAGUCCAUCGCCACCUCAGUCUACGGCUCCCUCGUUUCUGCAGACCAGAUCCGCGACGCCAACGGCAUCGCCGACCCUGAGCUCAUUCUUCUCGGCCAGCCCCUCCGCAUCCCCCUUCCUUGCUCCUGCUUCAACCGCUCCGACAACGGCCUCCCGGCCAUCUACCUCUCCUACGUCGUUCGGCCGGCCGAUACGCUCAUGGAGAUUGCCACCACAUACAGCACGACGCUAUCGGAUCUCAUGGCCGUCAAUGCCUUGGGUGGCCCCGUACUCAAGCCGGGGGACAUUCUCGCCAUCCCCUUGGGUGCUUGUAUUCCUCGAUUCUCGAGGUUCGCUUCGGACGCUGGAUUGAUGGUUGCAAACGGGAGUUACGCUAUUACUGCUGACCACUGUGUUCAAUGCAGUUGCGGACCUGUUAACAUGAAUCUCUUCUGUGCGCCGGCCUCACUGGGCGCUUCAUGUGAAAGUAUGCACUGCAGGAGAAGCAACCUCACAGUUGGAAGUGUUACCUCUCGGCUAACCAGCGCAGGCUGCAACGUCACCUCCUGUACUUACGGUGGUUUUGUUAACGGCUCCGUUCUAACUACCUUGUCAACAUCUCUCCAGCCACGGUGCCCAGGCAAUCGGUCGUCCCUGUCUCUUUUGCCCCUGCCUUCAGUAUUACCUGUAUCUGCACCAGCACCAUCCCCCCCACCAUCUCAAGCAGGCGAAUUUGCACCAUUGGCAGCACCUUCAUCAUCGUCUUCAACAACGGAAUCACUUCCGGUGGUGGUUCCGGCAGUCAGCCCAUCAGGAACCAGGUCUGAUACUUCGUCAGUGACUCACUCAGCAGGUCCCUCUUCAGUGGUUCUGAUUCUACAUAUGCUGACAUGUUUUUUCACCUAGAUGUCCCUAUGACGUUUGCCUCCAACAGAACGUCAGGUUUGUGUUGUUCAUUCAGCAACUUUUUUGUUAGUUGAUUUUGAUACUAAGAUGGAAAUGGAACUAUUUGCAAAUUGGAUCAGCC
Nymphaea colorata (pocket water lily) is the source of this 1487-nucleotide messenger RNA. RefSeq names its product lysM domain-containing GPI-anchored protein 1-like. The transcript has 5 exons. The record is from RefSeq and is a predicted model, not a curated record. The coding region runs from base 134 to 1366 and encodes 410 amino acids. NCBI's taxonomy places the organism in Eukaryota, Viridiplantae, Streptophyta, Magnoliopsida, Nymphaeales, Nymphaeaceae.